GGGGGCGGGGGACAUGGUGGCCAGGGGUGAUGACGCACUCUACUGGCGGCAGAAGGGUGACCUGAGGUUAAGGCCUGCAAAUCUGGGUUCCCUUCCUGAAGCAGCCUUGCGACGCAGGGGCCCCCACUGUCUCACGUUGCCCAGAGCAGCCAGGCUUGAAUUCCUGAUCCUCUUGCCUCCACCUCCCCGAGGGUUGGGAUUUCAGGUAGCUGGCUUCUCUGGAGCACCCACCCUGCCGCAGCCAUGGUCCACGCCUUCCUCAUCCACACCUUGAGGGCUCCGAAUCUGGAAGAUACAGGCCUUUGCAGAGUGCUUUACUCCUGUGUCUUUGGUGCUGAGAAGUCAUCCGACGAUUCACGGCCGCAUGGUGCAGAAAGGGACAGGCUCUUGCGCAAGGAACAGAUUUUGGCCGUGGCCAGACAGGUGGAGUCACUGUGUAGGCUGCAGCAGCAAGCUUCUGGGUGUCCCUCCACAGACCUGCAGCCUCCGUUCUCAGAUGAGCCCGUGUCCCUGCAUGAAGCCCCUCAUGGAGCCUUCCACCUGGUAGCUGGGGACCCUUUCCAGGAGCCACAGACAGUGGUGUGGCUGGGUGUGUUCUCCAUAGGCUUUGCCCUGGUGCUGGAUACCCACGAGAACCUGCUGCUGGCUGAGAGCACGCUCCGGCUCUUGGCCCGCCUCCUCCUUGAUCACCUCCGGCUGCUGACACCAGGUACCAACUUCUUGUUGCGGGCUGACCGCAUUGAGGGGAUCCUCGCCCGCUUCCUGCCGCAUGGGCAGCUGCUUUUCCUCAAUGACCAGUUCGUCCAGGAUCUGGAGAAGGAAUUUAGUGCUGCUUGGCCCCGCUGACCCCUCACCAAAAUGAGGCCUCCUGAAAGGACAAAGAGGAAAGGUAGAGAUUGCAUACUGCUAGGGGAGGUUUGGCCCCAGCCUCCUGCCCAGCCUACUCCCUACUCUGAUGGGUGGCCACACUCAGGACAAAUGGAUCAGGCAAGCUGGCAGAAAGGGCCUGAGUAGAAGGCCAGGGAGGCUGUCUGUGCCUGUUUUCUCAGGUCAUUGGAAUUGCAGAACAUCCUGAAUCUGGAACUGCGUGUGACCUCUUAGA
Messenger RNA from Acomys russatus (golden spiny mouse), 1102 nucleotides. RefSeq names its product adaptor related protein complex 5 subunit sigma 1 (gene Ap5s1). The record is from RefSeq and is a predicted model, not a curated record. Lineage: Eukaryota; Metazoa; Chordata; Mammalia; Rodentia; Muridae. Gene Ontology annotation, cellular component: late endosome; cytosol; lysosome. Gene Ontology annotation, biological process: endosomal transport; double-strand break repair via homologous recombination. The coding region runs from base 244 to 846 and encodes 200 amino acids. The transcript is spliced from 4 exons.